Anas platyrhynchos (mallard) is the source of this 1927-nucleotide messenger RNA. It is a transcript of the gene FOXQ1, whose product is annotated as forkhead box Q1. The record is from RefSeq and is a predicted model, not a curated record. NCBI's taxonomy places the organism in Eukaryota, Metazoa, Chordata, Aves, Anseriformes, Anatidae. Gene Ontology annotation, biological process: regulation of transcription by RNA polymerase II; cell differentiation; anatomical structure morphogenesis. Gene Ontology annotation, molecular function: RNA polymerase II cis-regulatory region sequence-specific DNA binding; DNA-binding transcription factor activity, RNA polymerase II-specific.
GGUCUCCGCGGAGCUGUCCAAGGCGGUGCGGGGCCAGAGCCGCCCCCUCCGGCCUCGCCCGGCCCCGCCGCCUCCCCCCCGGCCUCGCCGUCGGGGCCGCGCCGAGGGGCGGGGGUCGCCCCCUCGGCCGACCGGCGGGGCGCCAUGAAGCUGGAGGUGUUCUCGCAGCACUACGAGGACAAGCUGAGCGCCGGCAGCGACCAGGAAGGCAGCGGCUCCCUCUCCCCGGCGCCGGCAGACAGCGAGCUGGGCUCCGACGGCGACUGCGCCGCCAACAGCCCCGGCGGCGGGGCCGAGGACGGGGCGCCCCCCGCAGCAGCCCCCCCCGGCCCCGCAGCAGCCCCCGCCGCCGCCACCCCCGCCGCCGCCGCCGCCGAGAGCGCCAAGGGGAAGCCCUACACGCGGCGCCCCAAGCCGCCCUACUCCUACAUCGCGCUGAUCGCCAUGGCCAUCCGGGACUCGGCCGGGGGCCGCCUGACCCUGGCCGAGAUCAACGACUACCUGAUGAGCCGCUUCCCCUUCUUCCGCGGCGCCUACACGGGCUGGCGCAACUCGGUGCGCCACAACCUCUCGCUCAACGACUGCUUCGUCAAGGUGCUGCGCGACCCGGCGCGGCCCUGGGGCAAGGACAACUACUGGAUGCUCAACCCCAGCAGCGAGUACACCUUCGCCGACGGCGUCUUCCGACGGCGCCGCAAGCGCCUGAGCCGCGCCGCCCCGCCGCCCGCCCGCCCCGUCGCCGCCCCGCCGCCACCGCCGCCGCCGCCGCCGCCGCCGCCAGCACCGGGGGAGGCGACCGGAGCGGGCUCCGCGUCCCCCGGCGGCUCCCCGCGGUGCUGCUGCGCCUCCUCGCCCUGCAACUGCGCGCCGGGCCCCGGCGCUAAGAAGGAGGCGGCGACAGCGGGCGGCGCCGCCAAGUUCUCCAGCUCCUUCGCCAUCGAGAGCCUCCUCCGGAGGCCGCCGGCGCCCCGCGCCCCCCCGCAGCCUCCCCCGCAGCCCCACGGCCGCCUCGUGUGGCCGGCGCCCCCCGCGCCCCCGCCGCACCUGCUGGCCGGUCCCUACCCGCUGCUGCCCUACCCGGGGGCCGCGCAGCAUCCCCCCGCCGCCCUCUACGGGGGGGGUCUCCUGCAGCUCUGCGCCUACGGGCUGCCCGAGCCGCCGCCGCUGCUGCUGCCCGGCGGGCGGCAGGCGCUGCCCCGCGGGGAGCCGUCGGGGGAGCGGCCGCCGGAGCCGCUCUUCCCCGCCGGCCUCCACAAAGGGGGCCGGGGGGGGCCGCAGACGGGGUCCCCGCUCUACGCCCCCCUCCGGGUGCAGCCGGCCGCCGGGGGCUCGGCCCCCUUCCAGCCGUACGCCGUGGAGACCCCCCUGGCUUAAUGGACCCCCCCCCUCCGUCUGCCCUGCGAGGGGAGGCGGGGAAGGGGGCGAGGAGGAGGCUCUGGAUCCCGCACUUUAGCCCCAGAAGCGCCCAAAGCCUCCAAGCGAAAGCCUUCGGUGACUGUGCCUUAGAGAAAUGACAGCGGGUUCGCGUCAACCCAACCCAAAACCGGCCCCAAACGUGCCGUUUCGGACGUAGCCAUGAUCCUCAAGUGCUUCUUACUGUUCGUCGAGACUACUUGACUUCAGCCAUUCCCUCGCCUUCCCCUCCGGACCCCCCUUUUUUUUUUUUUAAUCCCCGCACCUCCCGCCACCGACGCCUUCGGUGACAGCAGGGGCUGUCCCCGCGGUGGCGGCAGCCGGGGGUCGCGCUGUGCACUCGGGAAGGCGGGGAAGGGGUGGUGGGAGGGUGGGAAAAGGGGGGUGGGGGGGGGCUGCUGCGGAGCCGUAGGGUCUGUACUGCAAAGCAUCACUGUGCCAAAAGAAGCCUUUUCUCCUGUCCGGCAACUAGCAUUUCGUGGGAAGGGAGGACAUUAAAUUAUUUAUAAAAGUA